AUGCUCAUUGAAGAGCAUCCAAGUAUUAAAAUUAGUUUAGCUAGUUUUCAAGAUUUAAGACCACCUAAUAUUUGUUACAAGUCAUCAACUCCACAUAAUGUUUGUGUUUGUUAUUAUCACGAAAACGUUGCUCUACUUUUAAAAUCAUUGAAUGAGCAUAUACAUGGAUUGAAAUCAAUAGAUAUUAAUUCAUUUAUUAAAUUAAUUGUCUGUGAUGAUGCUCGUGAAUCAUGUAUGUUUCGUGAAUGCAACGACUGCAGCCAUCAUUUUAAACGUAAAAUUGAAGAUCAAAUUAUAAAUUCAACGUUAUUAAUUAAAUGGACAUUAUGGUCAACCUCAUUAGAUGGUAGAGCAACAAAAGUCGAUUAUGAAGGAUCGGUUUUGGAUUGCAUAAAAAUUUUAUGCGAUAAAAUUAAACCAUUUUUAUUUCAUGCAUUCGUAAAA
Molecule: messenger RNA, 444 nt
Organism: Rotaria socialis
Lineage: Eukaryota; Metazoa; Rotifera; Eurotatoria; Philodinida; Philodinidae
Source: the annotation of a GenBank genome assembly